Messenger RNA from Lytechinus pictus (painted urchin), 9486 nucleotides. Its product is annotated as scm-like with four MBT domains protein 2. Lineage: Eukaryota; Metazoa; Echinodermata; Echinoidea; Temnopleuroida; Toxopneustidae. The transcript is spliced from 22 exons. Gene Ontology annotation, cellular component: nucleus. Gene Ontology annotation, molecular function: histone binding; transcription corepressor activity; chromatin binding. Gene Ontology annotation, biological process: negative regulation of DNA-templated transcription. The coding region runs from base 134 to 5605 and encodes 1823 amino acids. The record is from RefSeq and is a predicted model, not a curated record.
GAGCCAAUAGUGUUUCAGGUGACAUGACAACAGAAAUGUGAGGCAAAGUCGAAUAGUGUACUGACCACUGUGAUUCUUGUUUUGUUUCCAAAACUUCAUGGGUUGAUGAGAAAUUUCAAUUAUUUGCAUAAAGAUGGAUGGAAGUGAAGCAGCCAACAAGCCCCAUAUGGAAACUGCCAAUGACGACACAAAUACUGCUGGUCUUGAACCUUCACCACAGCCAUCAUCUUCUGGUAUGGCAGCUGGACCGUCUGUUGUUCAAACUUCAGGGGCAAGUGAGAAGAAUGGUGGAAGUGUUGGUCCUCAAGGUAUCGUUAUUCUUCAACAACCAAGACCGGGGUUUGUAAGGUCUUUCAAGCAAGCCCAAGUGCUCCCACAAAUUAAGAUGAAACCUACAGGCAUUAUGCCAAAGAAGAACAUCCUCAAGGAGAGACCUGUGAUUGUCAAGAAACGCUUACCAUCACCGGGGUCUCCACUUCAAGGAGUGCAGACUCCACCACCAAAGACUGCACCACCAGAAAAAGAGGCAGAGGCAGUAGCCUCUGCAAAGGCAACUGCUUCUGCUGCUGCUGCUGCUGCCGCUGCUGCAGCAGCUGCGAGAGCCAGGAAGACUCCACCUCCCUUCAACCCUCUGGGAUCAAACCUUGCCCCCAAACCUCUUACUCAAACCUCUGGCUCAGGUGGAACUACCUUGGUUCCAACACCUGCUGCACCUAAAAAUGUCAUACAAACAAUUAAAACUGAGGGUGCAGGAUACAUACUGAAUCAGGUUGUUCCUAAGGGUCAGUCUCCUGUUCCGACUCCUGCACCUCCAAAAACUAGUGUUCCACAGCAACCUCCACUGAAGAAACUUGCUUUUUUGGCUGCUGCUCCUCAUGGAAAGAAUGAGAACGUGCAACAAGUUAACAUAAAGCCACUUUGCCAGGUACCUGUAAUAAGACGAGAUUCACAGUCUGAGCAGCAGCAGCAUCAACUUCAACAGCAACAACAAACACAGCAACAGCUGCAACAGCAGCUUAGACCACUGAAAGUAUUUGUAGCCAACCAUCAAGCCCUUAGUGGAGGAGAUGGCAAGGCACACAUUAAAACAGCUCAUAUGGACAGUUCUGGAAAAGUUCAACUCGGUAAGGUUAUACAUGGCCUACCAAAAUCUAGACUUGUACCUGCUUCGAUAUCCCCUAAAAUUGUUGUAGGUGCACCUGUUAAACCAACACAGACAGGUCCAGUUGGGGCACCACAACAUGUGAAAGUAUCUGGAAUUCAAACAAUUCAGCAGUCAAUCCCUAAUGCACAGCCCAAUACUACUAACCAACCACAGCAAGUAACAGUCUCAUCUGCAAAACUUCAAGGCGGUCAAUUCCAGUUUGUAGCUGCUAAUGGACAGAAAUAUGUACUUACUUCUUCACUGUUUCCCACUUUAACCACAACCUCUCAGGCCACACUUACUCCUGUACAGACCAGUGCCAGUAAUGCAAAUGCUGCUGGCCCGGUAGCUGCAGGCAACCAACCAAUUACUGUCCAGCUCAGUUCUGGUGCACAGAUAAUCCGUAAUCGGAGCUCUCAGGUCCAAUCGGGCAAAACAAGUUUACAACAGGUAUCAGGGUCAAUUGUGAAGGGUAAACCAGUGCCUGUUCAGCAGGCUCUUGCUAAGAUUGCUGCCUCUGCCCAGGUUUCUGGAGGUCAGAGAAUUCAAAUACUUCCCUCUGGGAAGUUAAUUCCUGGGUUGACCCUGGCCAGUGGUAGUCCCACCAUGAUAUCACCAGGGAUCAAAUCACCACAGGCAAAGAUCACCACCCUUGGGCAAGUUGGUGCUCUUACAAACUCUCAGCAGGGUGGCAAUCCUCAGCAACAAACACAAGGUCAGCUCCCUACCGGAACCAUUGGUCCACCCCCACCAACCUCUGCUCCCACAUCAUCUAUGAACCUUGUGUACCAACAACCCAUCCAGGGUGCUAAGAAUACCAUUAUGGUGGCCAAGCCUUCAGGAAGUGGCAACCAACAACCAAAGAAACCUAGUGGCACUUUGCAACAGCUCAUCCCUCAUCAUAUCAUAGCUGGAGGCAACAAUCAGAUUCUGCUCCAGUCAACUACUAUGCCAUCACAACCAAUUAGGACUAAACUUGUCCAAGCACCAAUACAGAUUUCUAGUGCUCCAUCAUUUUCAAAUGGUAGCAAACCACAAGCAAAGCAACCAGACAUGCAACAAACAAUGCAACCACCACCUCCUCCAUCUGCUCCGAAUGCAACACCAAGCAGUGUUAGCCAAUCAGGUAGUACUUCAACUGCAAAUCCAGCCCUGAUGCAGCCUCAGCUUCUACAGACAUGUGGUGCCCAGGCUACUAUUGGACUCAUCCAGGUACCAAUGGUAAACAUUGGUCAUCCUCUCCAGCUACAAUCGACUGCCAGUUCAACCAGUAUGACCCCUAAUCAGUCUGGUACUAUCUUGGCUAAGAGUGGAAACACCACCCCACAAUUGGUACCAAGUAAUGCCAUUUCUCCUGGUCAAAUAUUCCAGCUGGUGCAGGGUCCAGGAAAAGUACCUGUACUGUCGCCAGCGAUCAAAGAAAUUGAGGUCAAACAUGCUUCUACACCCAUUCAUAUUGCACCUGCUGUGAAAGCCCCUGUGAAACCUUUCAAGCCAAGUGAAACAGAAGAGCCAGAAAAAGACAAAGAUGGGUGUGAAGAACCACUAUCUAGCAUCGAUAUAGCACUCAAGUAUGGAACAUUUCCUCAGGCUCCAAUUCCAAUGAAUAAACGUAAGGCUUCUGAAAUGAUGGAUGAAUCUGAAGAGAAAAGUAUUCACAAAGCACUCAAAGUUGAAGUUAACAGGCCAGAGGAAGAGAAUGUUGAGUUCUCAUGGGAGGACUAUCUGGAUAUUACUGGAGCUGCAGCUGCACCAUCCUCAACCUUCUCUCAUGUGGAAUCUAGUCUGAUAUGCUAUGUAAAGGUCGGAAUGAAGGUGGAGGUACCCAAUCCUAUAAUGACUUAUCCUAUCCAUGUCAAAAGUUACUGGGUAGCAACCAUCAUAGCUCUCUCUGGCUCCCUCAUGCUGUUGAGGUACGAUGGAUGGGAGGAAGGGGACCGCUCAGGGGACUUCUGGUGGGACCUUGUCUCCAUGGAAGUCCAUCCAAUUGGAUGGUGUGCCAGGAAUGGAUAUGUCCUAACACCACCAAAUACUCUUAUCCAUAAACCAAUCAACUGGCAAGACUUCCUGAUCCAGACUCUUACAGGCACAAAGACCAUUCCAGAGCAGAUUUUGAAAGGGGCUCCAAACAGCCUUUACCCAGUGUUGAGGCUCAAGAAAGACAUCCAGGUGGACGUUAUAGAUGAGAAGUGCCCUCUACAGGCCUGGAUCUGUACAAUCAUUGAAAACUAUGGAGGUCGUCUGAAGCUGCGUAAUAUGGGGUAUCCUGACGGUGAUCAUGACUUCUGGCUCUUCUACCAGUCAUGGCGGGUUCACCCUGUAGGCUGGGCCAAGGAAAGAAAAGUGGCUGUUGGUCCCCCAAAAUCUGUGAAAGAUUACAAUGCCCAUUGUCAUUCUGGUCAUUAUGCUGCCAUGUACAGGAACUCUCUAAACAAGGCAGUAGAAUCACUCAAUCUACCAGCUGAGCUGUUCAAGGAGCAUAACAAAAUCACUGUCCACAAGUUCUUGGCUGGAAUGCGAUUGGAAGCUGUCAACCCCAAGGCUCCAUCCCAGAUAUGUCCCGCCACCAUCACCGAGGUCUUCAAUAUUUACUUCUUCCGGGUCACAAUCGAUGACCUUCGACCUGAGGGUGAGAGGGAGGAGAUCCAUAUGACUUGCCAUGGCAUGUCCGGAGGGAUCUUUCCUGUUGGUUGGGCUCAACAGACAGGUGUCACUGUCACCCCACCAAAAGGCUAUGUCACUGUUCAGCCAGAUGGCCACUUCGAUUGGAAUACGUACCUGAGACAUGUUAAAGGAAAGCUUGCAAAUAAAAAUAUAUUUAAGCUGACAUCUGAGCAUGAAUUCCAGCAUGGCAUGAAGCUAGAGGCCGUCAACCCCUUCAAUGCCAACCAGAUUUGCCCUGCCACAGUGACCAAGAUAGCUGGCCGCCACAUGUGGUUGCACUUUGAUGGUAGCAAACUUCCCAACCACAUUGUUGAUGUGGAUUCAAUGGACAUCUAUCCGGUUGGAUGGUGUGAGAGUAAUGGUUACCCUUUGAGAACACCCAAGAAACUACUAGCAAGGAAAGCAAAGCGGGUUGCCAUUGUUUGGCCUGAGAAGCAGAGGUUUGCGCCAAUGAGCCCUGGACGAGAUCUCUAUCAUAGAGUAAGGGAAGUGAGAGAGGCAGCUAAGGAUGAAGAAGGAGCAGAAGAAGAUUGGAUCAACAAGGUGUACUACAAUCACAAGUGUUUCUCGGGUCCUUACCUGAACAAGGGACGUAUCGCUGAGCUUCCCAAGUCUGUGGGACCAGGCAUGGUACCCUUGGUGCUAAGAGAGGUGCUCCACAUGCUAAUCAAUGCUGCUUACAAGCCUCCUCGUGUGCUCCGGGAGAUCCAGGUUGAGAAUGAAGAGACGGCAGGAAUGAAUGGCUCCCUUCAUGUCAUGAAGGCUAAAUACAAGGGUAAGAGUUACCGUGCCAUGAUUGAGUUAUGCAAGACAGCCAGCGAGGUACCAAGUUUCCUGAGAAACACCUGUCUGAGUUUAGAAUGUUGUCCUAAUCUGAUCUCACUGCAUCAGGUACAAGAUAAUUGCCCAGAACAGUGCUUCAACCUCAACAAGAGUAAAUACAUACAAGCAUAUGGCAGGAAACACAAGCCGGCCCGUCUUGGAAGACCACCUGCCCCUAAGCCUCCGGCCAAGACAAGUGAGAAGAAGGGGAAUGGGCGCAGACGUAAGAAGAGGCGGCAACUUUUCAUCCAUCGGAAGAAACACAACAAUCUGAAGCCAGAGUCACCAGAGAAAACUAGAGCUGAAGGAGGGGUUCAAGGCGGAGGUGGAGGGGAUGCUUCUACAGCAUUAGGCAAUGCUGAGGCAGAUGCCAGGAGGAGGGAAGUACUACACUCAGCAAAGAAACCACUAGUCAGUAGAGCUAAAGCACUGCUUGACUCUGCAAAAAGAACAAAGCUUCAGCACAGUACUCCUAAGUUGGUUCUACCUCAUCGAGAGAGGGGAACUAAGAUGAAGACCUUUGCUGCUAGACUUACAUCAUCUAGAGCUCAGAGGAGGGAGGAAGAGAGGGAGAGGAUGGAGCAACAAGAGAAACAACUCAUGCAACAACACCAGAAGAAGUUGCAGCAACAGCAGAAGCAACUGGAGCAGCAACUACGUGCAGAAGACCAAAAACAGAAACAUGCCAAAGAUAAGAAGCAAACACCCAGCCCAGUGAAGAGUGAAAAUACUUUGAAGUUGGAGAGUAAUCCUCUUCAUUGGAGUGUUGAUAAAGUCGUGAAAUUUAUCAAGAAGACAGAUUGUGCCAAUCUUGCCAAAACGUUCAAAGAGCAGGAGAUUGACGGUCAGGCCCUUCUCCUCCUCACACUGCCUACAGUACAAGAAUGUAUGGAACUGAAAUUAGGACCUGCCAUCAAGCUUUGCCAUCACAUUGAACGGGUUAAGAUAGCAUUCUACGAGCAGUAUGCAUCAUGACAUCACAAAUAUAUCAAAUUGAAAAGCAAAUCAACAAACCCCAUGAACUGUUUUAGGAAAAGAGAAGGUUCAUUCAGGUAAUCUGUGAAAGUAUUCACCAAUGAAUCUUGCCCAAAGUAGGAAACCAAUAAUCAGGGAUUAUUGGGAAAUAGGAGAGGUUAGAUGGCAUUCUAUGAGCAGUAUAUGUCAUAACAUCUAUCAUAUAAAAAAAAAAAAUGAUAUUCUACGAGUUAACUAUGUACCAUCAUUGUAUAGCCAGUUUCUAGAAGGAGUAUUAGGUCUUUACUGGCUUUGGGUGGUCAGUAGAACAAAUGGACACUGUAAGAGGUGACUGAAGCAAUUUUGAAGUAUAGAACUCUUCAAAAUGUUUCACAAACCCAGGAUUUCAACAAGCUACAAUUGGUGAGGGUAAUGCAGGCCGAAAUGUAUUGAUUUUUACCUUCAUGCAACUUUCAAAUUUGCAGGGGGUCCUAAUUCUUGAAUGAUGGUACUUAAAAGAUUCAAACUACUCUAUAUGUAAAACCGAUGUGUAUAGUUUACUUGCUGUUUGAAGAAGUUUUGAACAUGUUAUCAUGAUACAAAUGCCAAUAUCCCAUUGUGUAACUUAUUGUAGAGGCCACAGGAAUCACUCUUGCAAUUGUAGAGCUAAUGUACUAUUUGUAUAGGAGAAGGGUGUCAUUUGUAGUGCUCAGUGUAGUCACCUUUUGCAGGCUCUCAUCAAUUCAAUCUGCUCAUUUACAAAACUUGUACAUUAAAGGGAAAAGUCUGGUUUAGCAUUCAACCAACUUGCGUUUGGAGGAUAUUGGUUCUCUCAUUUCGGUCAUUUCUCAGUUAUAAUAGUUUUUCUUUGUGCUUUACAUUUGAUUUGUAAAGCACUAAGAGACUUUAUAGUCAAAGUGUAUCGGUGAAAGCAGGAUAUUAUUUUUAUCAAAAUGGUUGUCUAUUCCAUCAGUUCUCAGAGGAGCUUGUAAAAAAUCAAAGAUCACAGUGAUUCAAUUUGCUUAAUACUCAUUUUCCAAAUUGAGAUAUUAGAGCUUUACUUUAUGCAUGUAUAUUACUUUUCUGACGAAAAUUAACUUGCAUUGUAUUACUGAAUGAUGAUGAAAUGAAAGAUAGUCUUUAGCCAAAAUAUGCAAGUACUCUUGUCUUGAAUUGGUUUGAAAUUUUAAACUCACCUUUGCCACCGUCUUUCUGCAUCAAAAUGUGUGAGAAACAUUAGCUGCAGUAGAAACCACAAAAAUUCUUGAGAGUAUUCUUUUACCCUAUGUUUGGGAAAUGUAAACUGGGUUCCAAAAGAAACUGAUCAACCUUUACAAGGGCACUGCACAAAUUCCACUCAGUCAAAAUGAACAAUAUUUUUACACAGGCUAGUUUCAAUAAUAUACAGUGCGUAUAAAAAAAAAGUUUACACUUCGAAAAAAAUCCUGUAAAAUUAUACUAUUGUAAUAUCCUGAAGAUUUUUCCACACUUUAACAUUGGUACAGAUCCAUUUAAGCAAAUGACGAUAUAUCUGUCAAAAAAUAUUUCCGCUUGAGUGAGCACCACUUACUUUAAAAAUGUUAGUGAAAAAUGAUUUGCGCAGAACUUUGAAAUAGUUAUGCGAAUAAAAGUAGACCUUAAUCAUGAAGAACAUGUGGAAUUUAGCUAGUAAAAUUGAUUUGAAGAUAUCUUUCACCUUUUUAACUUGUUUCCUUGCCCAAAACACUUCGAAGAGUGCAUUGCGCCUCACCACACUCCCCCCCCCCACACCGAGGCCAUCGUGACGAUAUUUGCUUUACACUGAGCUGUGAUUUACAUGAAAUGGCUUAGGCUUGAUUUUUAUUUUGGUAAUCAUUGUCAAGCUUGGGAAAAGUGUGGAGAAACAAGUAUUAAAUGAAAAAUGAAAUUUAAACCCACUUUAAAUGCUGGAGAUGUCUGAUAUAAACUUUUGUUCAGAUUCAGUUAUGUCCUCAGAUCCAGCUGGCACAAAAAGGGUAAAGGUUGUGCUUACUAAGUGUUGAAAUUCCACUUUGGGUGGCAAAAUUGUUACAAAAUGCUUGAAUGUAUCCGAUUUAUUUCAAUUGACUAAAAGUGCAAGGGAAAUGUUUCGCAGGGUAAGUUUGACUUCGCCCUUUCCCCUUGACACAGCGUGAAAACUAGCAUUUCUGUGCAAACAGAUUUCUGCGAGCUUUACAAAAAUGUUCAGUGCUCACUCAAGUGUAACAUUCUGUCAAAACUUUUACUUUCAUUGGAUAGAUGAGACCUAAACCCAAGAUUAUAUGUGAAAAAAAUACCCACACGUUGUAUAUUUUUUAAUUCCCAGGGCUUUUUCAAAGUGUAAACUUUUUGUUGAUACGCACUGUAUAAUCUUUACUAAGCACAUGUCAAUAAUUAAGAGAUUGGUUCAAUCGCAGAGAGGUUAUAGCCCCUCACAUCGAUUGGUUUCAGAAUCCAAAGUCACAAAAUGGCAAUAGAAAGACCAAUGAAAAUGAGAUGGGAUUAAACAAGCUUCCCAGUUUGUUACACAUGUCCUUCAUGGGCAUGUGAUUGGCUCAAUCACAAAGAAGCUACAGGAAAUUAACUUGAAAAUUUUAAAUGACUAGACCAAUCACACAGCCACCCCCCCGCGGGAUGUCUCUAUAAGUGGGGGAUAAUCUGAACACGAAGUAUGUCUGUGUGUAUCUCACUCAGCCACAUACAAAUGAUGUCAUGUUCAGAUUAUCCCCCUCUUACCGGGAUAUUCCCCGGGGAUCUGUGUGUGACUGUGUCUGUGUAAUUGUUCCAGUCAUUUAAAACUUUGAUCUUAACUUUCUGUAGCUUCUUUGCGAUCAAGCCAAUCACUUUUUAGGACAUUGUGAUAAAAUGGGAAGUUUGUGAAAUCCCAUCUUCUUUUCAUUGGUCUUUCUUUUGCCAUUAGUGACUUUGGAUUCUGAAACCAAUUGAUGUGAGCGCUCUAGCCUCUCUGUGAUUGAACCAACCUAUUAAAUAUUGACGAGUGCUUUGUAAAAUAUUGUUUUGAUUGAGUGGAAUUUGUGCAGUGCCUUUGUAAAGUUUCUUUUGGAACCCAGUUUAUAUUGUGCCACAAGUAUAAAUGGAUUGUAAGUACUGUAUGUGAUGUGUGAUAUUAAUUUUAUGAUUGUAAUGGGUGAGAAAUUAGAAAUAGUUAUGUUUCAGGUUAUGCUUUAUAUGAUUUUAUAAUUGGUGCUAUUGCUAUACUCGAUAUUCUUAAGAAUAAAAUGGCCAAAGCUUCAUGUAACUAAAUAUGAAAUAUAUGUAUGUACUAAAAAUGAUAAUAUGCAUGAAUUUGCUGCUCUUGAUUAUAUGAAGUUGAAUGUAAUCAUAUCAGAAGUAAAUAGCUAGAUAUGAUUUAAAUGAAAAUUAUUUUCAUUAAGAAGCUUAUUUCUUUCUGUUGAGAGAUGAAAUUGUAAUUACCUUAAUAUUAUUUAGAAAACUAACAUUUAUUAAAGAUGAGAUUUAGUUAUUUUUAGUCUUUAUACGCAAGUACAUUAUUUGCAAUUUUUGCCUCGUCUUGGUAAACCAAGACUAUAGGCGUAGCUAUCCAGCUAUGGCAGAGCUAUCAUCGUCAACAUUGAAAUCUUAACCAAUGUUAAGUUUUUUAAAUGUCAUAACUUUAAUAAAUAUAUAUGGUUCUAUUUCUUGAAACUUUGGCAUGAGGGUAAUCAAAUAUGACUAUUCGUUUUGCACGAGUGUCAGGUCACAUGAUCAAUUCCAAAGGUUUAUUUGGGGUCAAUGAACUUAGAAUUUUAUUAUCAAAUGAAUCGUGUUUUUUUUUUUAAUUAAUUCAUCUUAGUUUUCAAACUCAGCAUUGCUUCUACAUUUAAAUGCAUGAUACAGAUGAGACUGCCAGAGGUGUUCCAGUAUUGAAAAAUAAAUCACUAUAA